UCCUUUCGGCCUUCGCCCGCGCGGAGGGAAGGUCGAGCACGGGAGCGAGGCUUGGGUCGGCCCCGCCAUUUCUCUCGCCUUCGGUCUCUUGUGUGUCACAGAGCGUGCGACUGCGCCAUGUUGGGACAGGCCGUGCGGAGGUUCACGACCUCCGUGGUCCGUAGGAGCCACUACGAAGAGGGCCCGGGGAAGAAUCUGCCCUUUUCUGUGGAAAACAAGUGGAGGCUGCUGGCCAUGAUGACUUUGUUUUUUGGGUCUGGAUUUGCCGCACCCUUCUUCAUCGUCCGACACCAGCUGCUUAAGAAAUGAGGCUCUUUGAGAUGACGGCGUUUCAAGACGUGCAGCCUGUGAAAGAUGGAUCAAACUCUUGAGCUUGGAGCGUACUAGAUGUUUGUAAAUAAACUGCUGACAUGAA
Molecule: messenger RNA, 415 nt
Organism: Ochotona princeps (American pika)
Lineage: Eukaryota; Metazoa; Chordata; Mammalia; Lagomorpha; Ochotonidae
Product: cytochrome c oxidase subunit 7C, mitochondrial
Exons: 3
Coding region: 118-309 (63 amino acids)
Biological process (GO): mitochondrial electron transport, cytochrome c to oxygen
Source: RefSeq, a predicted model, not a curated record